Messenger RNA from Oryzias melastigma (Indian medaka), 1735 nucleotides. RefSeq names its product finTRIM family, member 67 (gene ftr67). The coding region runs from base 89 to 1453 and encodes 454 amino acids. Lineage: Eukaryota; Metazoa; Chordata; Actinopteri; Beloniformes; Adrianichthyidae. The record is from RefSeq and is a predicted model, not a curated record. The transcript has 7 exons. Gene Ontology annotation, molecular function: zinc ion binding.
GGUUACGCCACCCAGACUGGCUCCUCCCCCUGACUCCUGUAAACAUAACAGCAGUCCGUUGUUUUUGUCAGUAUUCCUGUUCUUAAAGAUGGCUCAAGCAGGAGUAGUUCUGGACCUGGACCACUUUAACUGCUCCGUGUGUCUGGACGUGCUGAAGAGUCCGGUCACGAUCCCGUGCGGACACAGCUACUGCCACAACUGCAUCCAGAACUACUGGGACCAGGACGACUACCUGGGGGUCUUCGCCUGCCCGCAGUGCCGGCAGACCUUCAACCCGAGGCCGGCGCUGGCCCGGAACACCAUGCUGGCCGACGUGGUGGAGAAGUUCAAGGAGACGCGGAUCCGGGAGACGUCUCCGCCCGCCGGGGCCGAGCGCUGCCCCGCGGGGGUCGACGACGUGGAGUGCGACGUGUGCACGGGCCGGAAGAACCGGGCGGUGAGGUCCUGCCUGGUGUGUCUGGCCUCGUACUGCGACGUCCACGUCCAGCCGCACUACGAGUCCGCCGCCUUCAAGAAGCACAAGCUGGUGUCGGCCUCCAAGCACCUCCAGGAGACCAUCUGCCCGCUCCACGACAAGCUGCUGGAGGUGUACUGCCGCACCGACCGCCGCUGCAUCUGCUACCUGUGUCUGACGGACGAGCACAAAGGCCACGACACGGCGCUGGCGGACGCGGAGAUCCAGCAGAUCCAGAGGGAGCUAGAUGACAUGAAGCAGAGUUCCCUCCUGAGGAUUCAGCAAAGAGAAAAGGCCGUCCAGGAGCUGAAAGAAGCCAUUUUAUCUCUCACUCGUUCGGCUCGGGUGGCGGCCGAGGAGAGCGACUGUGUCUUCACCGAGCUCAUCCGCUCCGUGGAGCUGAAGCGCUUCGAGGUCAGAGAGCUGAUCAAGGUGCAGGAGAAGACCGCCGUCGACGAGGCCGAGCAGCUGCUGGACGCCAUCCAGAAGGACAUCAGCGAGCUGAAAUCCAACCAGGCCAAGCUGGAGCAGCUGUGCCAGACGGACGAGCCCGUCCGCUUCCUGCAGGUGUAUCAGUCUCUUCCUGCACCACCUGUGCUGUCGGCCUCACCGUCACUCUCCACCGACCCCGGCCUCUCCUUCGGCCCGAUGAUGACGGCUCUGUCCGACUUUAAGGGGCUCAUGCAGGAGGUGUGUCAGGGAGGAUUUGUCAGCAUCUACGAGAGAGUGAGAGAUGUGACAAUAGUAGGUUCUGAGAAUCCUCCAGUCCAGAGUAACACGACCGUCACCGGUCCGACUGGAUCCGCUUCACAGAUGGAGACGUCCGUAUCUGCAGCUGCAGCUGCUCCUCGGGAUCUGAACCAAACCUCCAACAACCUCAAUCCCUUCCUUCCUUCUGGACCUGCCAAGCCCAUCUUUGCCUUCUCGCCGUUCGGCACCAAACUCUCCUCUGGAACCAGACAGAGACACAUCCGCCGGCCUCACUUCAGGAGGAGAUAGACCUCCACAUCCUCCACUCAUGUGAAUCCACAGUUCUGCAGAACUGACACUUUAAAUUAUUUAUUCUUUGGGAAUGACUUCAUUGAUUUAAUGGGAAUUUUGCUGUGAUGACGCAGCAGAAACACUCAGUGACUGAGAACCUGAGCAGGACUGACAGUAUUCACAUCAUCUGGUUGUAUUUCAUUUUAAUUUUCAUAAUUUUAUGUAUUUUUUGACGGUUAUUUUGCUCCUAAAGGCAUGUCAUAACUUUGUAACUCUCCAAUAAAAAUGGGAUGAAGCGUG